GGCAUAAACUUGACACUAUGGAAGUUUACACGUGGAGGUUAGUUUACAUUUCAUGUGUGAUUAAAUAUUAUCUAAAUUUGUUAAAUAUAACGUAAAUCUACACCUAAACUUGUAAUAAAUAUGAAGACUACCGAGAAAAAGGGUAAACAAGGAACGAAAGGUUCGAAACAAAUCAUUGAAGAAAAUGUAUCCACGCUGAAUUUCUACCGUAAUAUGGCCAUAUUUGCCAAUGCCACAUCUUUAAUUAUUUUGGUGUUUUAUAAUUCAUCAAUAAGCAUAGCACUUUAUUUAUUUUCAUGUUUAAUUUAUAUAGGAGCUUAUCAAUUUAUGGUGUACAUGGCUAAAGCAAAAUAUACCGAUUCAGGUCAAAUUGUUGACAGUGGUGUUGAUUUGAAUAUGGAAGGUGGAAUUGCAGAGCAUGUAAAAGACAUUAUUAUCUUAACAGCCGGUUGUCAGCUAUUAGCAAGUAUACUUUCAAAUUAUUUUUGGUUAUUGUGGUUGUUGGCCCCAAUAAGAGGAUUUUGGAUCUUAUGGAAGAAUGUGUUGGGUCCUUAUUUCUUCCAACCUCCAACUGGCGAACCUGAAGUUAAUGAAAAGAAGCAGAAGAAACUGGAAAGGAAAAUGAAAAGAAUGAAUCACUGAUGAAACAAAUUUUUUCGGGUUAUAUUGAUACUGUAACUUUUUUUUUGGGAUUGUGGACAAUUUUUGUUGUUUGUUGAUUAUUUAAGGAUUUAAUAUAAAGGUUUUUU
Molecule: messenger RNA, 749 nt
Organism: Onthophagus taurus
Lineage: Eukaryota; Metazoa; Arthropoda; Insecta; Coleoptera; Scarabaeidae
Product: transmembrane protein 208
Biological process (GO): vacuolar protein processing
Cellular component (GO): intracellular membrane-bounded organelle
Source: RefSeq, a predicted model, not a curated record